Cololabis saira (Pacific saury) is the source of this 3440-nucleotide messenger RNA. RefSeq names its product gastrula zinc finger protein XlCGF49.1-like. Gene Ontology annotation, cellular component: nucleus. Lineage: Eukaryota; Metazoa; Chordata; Actinopteri; Beloniformes; Belonidae. The record is from RefSeq and is a predicted model, not a curated record. The transcript has 2 exons. Bases 89 to 1996 code for a protein of 635 amino acids. Gene Ontology annotation, molecular function: DNA-binding transcription factor activity, RNA polymerase II-specific; RNA polymerase II cis-regulatory region sequence-specific DNA binding. Gene Ontology annotation, biological process: central nervous system development; regulation of transcription by RNA polymerase II.
GUCAUCACAGUUUUUGCAGACGAACUUUUAGAUUGAAGAUCUGCAGGAUCAGAACUAAACGAGAACGAAGCAGAACCAGGACUCGGAGAUGGACUGGGAUCAGAACCAGGACUCGGAGAUGGACCGGGAUCAGAACCAGGACUCGGAGAUGGACCGGGAUCAGAACCAGGACUCGGAGAUGGACCGGGAUCAGAACCAGGACUCGGAGAUGGACCGGGAUCAGAACCAGGACCAGGAGUCCAGCAUCAGGACCAAAGCGGGAUCUUCCUCUGCUGGUCUGCAGAAACAUAAAGGCAAAGAGAGACCCACAAGUUAUCGCUGUGAUCACUGCAAGAAAGUCCUCACCACUUCAUCAGGUCUGAGAAGACAUAAGAUGAUUCACACUGGAGAUAAACCGUUCAGAUGUGAUCAGUGUGGAGCAGCUUUUACCCAACAAAAUGAUCUAAAGAUUCACCAACGUAUUCACACUGGAGAUAAACUGUUCACUUGUGAUCAGUGUGGAGCAGCUUUUACCACAUCAAGUCACCUAAAGAGACACCAACGUAUUCACACUGGAGAUAAACCGUUCCGAUGUGAUCAGUGUGGAGCAGCUUUUACACAACAAGGUCAUCUAAUGACUCACCAACGUAUUCACACUGGAGAUAAACCGUUCAGAUGUGAUCAGUGUGGAAAAGCUUUUACCACAUCAGGUAGUCUAAUAAUUCACCAACGUAUUCACACUGGAGAUAAACCGUUCAGAUGUGAACAGUGUGGAGCAGCUUUUUCCAGGCGAGAUCAUCUAAGGACUCACCAACGUAUUCACACUGGAGAUAAACCGUUCAGAUGUGAUCAGUGUGGAGCAGCUUUUACCCAACAAAGUAAUCUAAAGAUUCACCAACGUAUUCACACUGGAGAUAAACCGUUCAGAUGUGAUCAGUGUGGAGCAGCUUUUACCACAUCAGGUAGUCUAAGGAUUCACCAACGUAUUCACACUGGAGAUAAACCGUUCAGAUGUGAUCUGUGUGGAGCAGCUUUUAACAUAUCAGGUAAUCUAAGGACUCACCAACGUAUUCACACUGGAGAUAAACCGUUCAGAUGUGAUCAGUGUGGAGCAGCUUUUACUGAGUCAGGAAAGCUAAAGAUACACCAACGUAUUCACACUGGAGAUAAACCGUUCACUUGUGAUCAGUGUGGAGCAGCUUUUACCAGACAAGAUCAUCUAAGGACUCACCAACGUAUUCACACUGGAGAUAAACCGUUUAGGUGUGAUCAGUGUGGAGCAGCUUUUACUGAGUCAGGAAAGCUAAAGAUACACCAACGUAUUCACACUGGAGAUAAACCGUUCACUUGUGAUCAGUGUGGAGCAGCUUUUACCCAACAAGGUAGUCUAAUUAUUCACCAACGUAUUCACACUGGAGAUAAACCGUUCAGAUGUGAUCAGUGUGGAGCAGCUUUUACCCAACAAGGUAGUCUAAUUAUUCACCAACGUAUUCACACUGGAGAUAAACCGUUCACUUGUGAUCAGUGUGGAGCAGCUUUUACCAGACAAGAUCAUCUAAGAAAUCACCAACGUAUUCACACUGGAGAUAAACCGUUUAAGUGUGAUCAGUGUGGAGCAGCUUUUACUGAGUCAGGAAAGCUAAAGAUACACCAACGUAUUCACACUGGAGAUAAACCGUUCACUUGUGAUCAGUGUGGAGCAGCUUUUACCCAACGAGGUCAUCUCAGGACUCACCAACGUAUUCACACUGGAGAUAAACCGUUCAGAUGUGAUCAGUGUGGAGCAGCUUUUACCCAACAAGGUAGUGUAAUUAUUCACCAACGUAUUCACACUGGAGAUAAACCGUUCACUUGUGAUCAGUGUGGAGCAGCUUUUACCAGACAAGAUCAUCUAAGAAAUCACCAACGUAUCCACACUGGAGAUAAACCGUUCAGAUGUGAACAGUGUGUAGCAGCUUUUACCACAUCAAGUCAGCUAAAGAAGCACCAAUGUACUCACACGAGUGAUAAACUCUAAAGAUGUGAUCAGUAUGGAGUGCGGAAUUGCAAAAAACACCUCAGCACAGCAAAAAAAAAAAGCAAAAUAAUCAGACAACAUCAUACCAAAACUCGAAAGACUAACAUAUGAUGCCCCCUGGACACCUCCUGGGAAGGUGCUCCUGGCAUGUCCCACCAGGAGAAGAUCCAGGAAACACCAGAGGGAAUGUCUUUUGGCUGACCUGGGAACGUCUCUGGAUCCCUCCAGAAGAGCUGGAGGAAAUGUGUGGGGUGAGGGAAGUCUGGACAUCUCUGCUCAGACUGCUGCCCCCGCUAACCAGUCCCACAUCAAGUGGAUGGAAAUGGAUGGAUGGACAAAAUCCAUAUAUCUGCAAAAAGCACAACUUUGUUACACCAUACUGAGAUACAGAAUGUAAUCUAACUAUAGCAUUAACUAUUCCACAAAUACUGCGUUAGCGCAUCUCUAACAUCUCUUCCUCCUCUCCACCCCGAGCCACUGCCACCACUGGCUGAAGUGUUGCUGCUGCAGGUACAUCCUAUGAUGUUUCAUAAGUCUUUCCAUGACUUUCACACAGAUUAUGCAGUGGACAGGAAGUCAUCACCAUUCAUUUCACCAGUCGGACAUCACAGAAGGCAACCUGCUGAAUUCAUCUUCCACAACCACUCGUGCUCAGUUGACUUUGUGCUUAAACGCAGACUGUUCUGCUGUCAGUCGUCCAGUGUCAUGGAAUGGUUUCAAGAGCCAGUCCUGCAAAGGAUAAGUAGAGUCUCCAAGAAUGAAAUACCCAGCAGUCACUGUAUAUUCCUGAUGUGAGCUAGGAAGAUGUUCCUCCGACUGGCUAACUCCUGUGUAUGUAUUAUAUAUGUAAUCAACCAUUUGUCCUUGAGAGCUGAACUUUCAGGAUCGAUUCCUUGAAUGCUUUGCUAAAUUUGCCCCUUUUAACAUUUCCUGAUAUUUUAUGUUAAAUCCACUGUUUUUCUGCAAUUUCUGUACAUUUAAUAAAUUUCAGUACCCUUUUACCUGAAGUCUCCAUUAACACCAAACUUGGCACAAUUAAUUUUUUGGAUUGUACUUGUCAAGCCUAACAGGUUUGAGGACGAUUUGUCAAAAAACUUAAUCGUACAGGAAUAUAUCAUGUUUCAUAUCAUAUUUAUUAAAAAGAUCAUAACAGUGUUAACAUAUGGAUAUUUAGUAAGCCAAGAGGAUCCUUCUGGAUCUCUGCCCUGAACUGGACCAGCUGCUCCGGUUCAGACCAACAUGUUCCUUUCAGUUGGAGCUGCUGACAGGUCGGACAUCUGUCGCCAUGACGACCGUAUGGGACGAGUACUGGAGACUAAAGCCAGAUCCUAAAACAUCCCAUAACUGCCUGGACAGAAAAACAUUAAACACAUUUUGCAUGCGAAAAACCGGUUCUGUAAAGUUGUCUUUUAAAAUAAAACUAACAUGUCACUGAAAGGUUGGU